GAUACUCUUUCGACGAGUCUGCCAUUAUUUCAUCUCAGAAUGGCAUCUGUGGCUUACUAUGAGCUUUACCGUGGCAGCAGCCUCGGGUUAUCCCUCACCGAUACCCUCGACGACCUAAUCAACGAAGGCCGCAUCGAACCCCAGCUGGCAAUGAAGAUCCUCGGGACCUUUGACAAGAUUGUCACUGAAGUCUUGGCGGACAAAGUCCGGGCCAGACUGACCUUCAAGGGCCACCUGGAUACCUACCGAUUCUGCGACGAAGUCUGGACCUUCCUGAUCAAGGAUGUCUCGUUCAAGCUGGACAACCAGACAACUGUGUCCGCGGAUAAGGUUAAGAUUGUGAGCUGUAAUAGCAAGCGGCCUGGUGAGGUGACAUUGCCCUGGCUUCGCGCCGAAAAUAACAUCCCCGUGAAAAAAGUGUCAACGCCGCGAAAGCGCGUGAAGACGGAACCCAGUCCUGAUCGCGACCUCACUCCCAAAAACCCUCGAGUUUUCUCCCCAAGACGCGAUUUCUUCAGAUCCUCCCAAAGCCCGCCGACCUCUCCUAUCAGACGCUGUCCCUCCGAAGAAUUUUUGGUGGAAGGAAUUCAACAUGAUGAUGGCUGGGUUAUGGUAGAAGAUGAGUUCUACGCCGUCGCGCAAGCAUUUACUCAACAUCUACAUCAUGCGGAGUACCUACGACGGAGAAAGCAAGUGAAAGCCGAAAAUGCAGCCGGAAUGAAGGAUAUUGAGAGGCCUACCGACAAUCGUACCCCACUGUCGAAUGAAGUUGAACGAAGAAGACAAGCCGAAGCGCUGAGGGAGCGACAAAAAGCCGGGCUCGCGCAGAUCGGAGACGGAGGAGUCGACGAGAAAGAUGAAGAUGAAGAUGAUGAGAGAUGGGCUGGAACACAUCUUCACGAUCUCAUGACGAGCCCACGAAAAACACGAUCCUUAGCGGGAGUCUAUGCACCUAGGUCCUCUACUAGAGCUGCUGCGGGCUUUGGGCAGGCGCCUACUUUAGGUACUAGACGAACCCGGGUGAACAGUAUCGGGAGUGUGGCUGCACCAUCAAGAGCAGCAGAAGUUCCAGGGAUUGAGCUGGACGAAGAGACGGCCUCGGGUUCGGAUGACGAUGACGAUCUUGGCCUAGAAACAAAGCCAGUGGUGCUGCCGCCAAAACGAACAAAUGCCACUCUGCGCAAGAGUCAAACUCACGUUCAGACAACACAACGAGGCUGGCAGCAAUCUAAAAUACAAAGCACUUUUACGUCAAAGCCGAAAGCGAAACCGACACACGGACGACCCAGUCCAGCGAAUGCGUAUAAAUCUCGAGUUCAAUCGCUUUUUGAUGACCUUGAUGAACUACCGGAGUCAUCUCGAAUAAAUAACUCUAUCUCUAACAAGUCCAGUGAACCGACUGCAAGACAAUCGCCUGUAGCAGGCGGAGGGAACAACUUAAAUGCAAAAAAAUCCCGGCACAAUGAAGUGCCCACCUUCUUGGUGUGA
This is a messenger RNA of Penicillium hordei, 1488 nucleotides long. Its product is annotated as transcription initiation factor IIA subunit gamma. The transcript has 6 exons. The coding region runs from base 40 to 1488 and encodes 482 amino acids. Lineage: Eukaryota; Fungi; Ascomycota; Eurotiomycetes; Eurotiales; Aspergillaceae. Gene Ontology annotation, cellular component: transcription factor TFIIA complex. Gene Ontology annotation, molecular function: TBP-class protein binding; RNA polymerase II general transcription initiation factor activity. The record is from RefSeq and is a predicted model, not a curated record. Gene Ontology annotation, biological process: transcription initiation at RNA polymerase II promoter; RNA polymerase II preinitiation complex assembly.